AAGCCAAUCAGUGUCUCUUCUGCCGCUCGGUGCCCGCCCCCGGCUUAAAGUGGGUGAAAUACAGAAAGCGGCAGGGACCAAACUGUAUGAGAGGCUGAAAAGUGCGAUUGAUUGGGGAGAGAUGAGCCGCUCGGGCCUGUGUGACUGGAGAUGAGAAUGGUGAGGAAAGGAAACACUCCCAGCGCAUCCAGAUCUCCUGCCUCUCGGCUGUGAAAGACCCUUCUGUUCCCCCCGUUGCUGCAUCACCGGCUCAGUCUCAGACAAGAUGAAGACUUUCUCGGAGUCGCACAAGACGGUGUUUGUGGUGGAUCACUGCCCCUAUAUGUCGGAGUCGUGUCGGCAGCACGUGGAGUUUGAUAUGCUCACCAAGAACCGCACUCAGGGGAUCAUCCCUCUGGCCCCAAUAUCCAAAUCCCUGUGGACGUGUGCGGUCGAAGCUUCCAUGGAAUAUUGUAGGAUCAUGUACGAUAUAUUUCCCUUCAGAAAACUGGUGAACUUCAUUGUCAGUGACUCCAGGUCUCGCACGUUGAAUUCCUGGAAUCGGGAAGACCAGAAUUUGCAGGAGCUAAUGGCGGCUUUAGCCGUGAUCGGACCCCCCAAUCCCCGUGCGGAUCCGGAGUGCUGCAGUAUUCUGCAUGGUCUAGUGGAGGCGGUGGAAUCCCUGUGUAAAAUAACGGAUUUUCAGCACGAGUCCAGGACUGCUCUGAUGGGCAACGCAGAUUGGGUGGCAAACAGAGGCCGUAUUAUCUGCAUCACCAACGCCAAAAGUGACAGCCACGUGCAGAUGCUGGAGGACUGCGUCAAUGAGACCAUUCACGAACAUAACAAAAUGGCUGCCGGCUCUGAUCAUCUGAUGCAAAUACAGAAAUGUCACCUGGUGCUGCUCCACACAUACCCGGUGGGAGAAGACAGUCUGGUGUCUGAUCGGCCCAAGAAGGAGCUCUCCAACGUGUUGGUCAGUGAGGUGCACAGCGUCAAAGCCGGCCGCCAUCUUUCCACCAAACUCAACCAGUUGGUCCAGCUGCACUUUGAUUUGGCUUCUACCACCAUCACCAACAUUCCCAUGAAGGAAGAGCAACAUGCGAACACUUCGGCUAACUACGACGUGGAGCUCCUGCAUCACAAGGAGGCGCAUGUGGACUUCAUUAAAAGCGGGGAGGGCUACACAGGCAGCAGCAGCAUCAGAGAGAACUCCCUUAAAGAGACGGUGACGCUGAAGUGGUGCACCCCCAGGACUAACAGCGUGGAGCUGCACUAUUGCACAGGAGCCUUCCGAAUCUCUCCGGUGGAUGUCAAUAGCCGACCCUCCUCAUGCCUCACCAACUUUCUCUUGAACGGUCGGUCUGUGCUGCUGGAACAGCCGCGGAAGUCUGGCUCCAAAGUGAUCAGUCACAUGCUCAGCAGCCACGGGGGCGAGAUCUUCCUGCACGUGCUCAGUAGUUCCCGCUCCAUUCUAGAGGACCCUCCAUCGAUCAGCGAAGGCUGCGGGGGCCGAGUGACGGAUUACAGGAUCACGGACUUUGGGGAGUUCAUGAGGGAGAACAGACUGAUGCCGUUUCCAGAGCAGAGCUAUCAGAUGGACGGGGGCCCCGAGGUGCCGUUGGAGAGGGCCAAGGAGCAGCUGGAGAGACACACUCGCUAUUGGCCGAUGAUCAUAUCACAGACGACCAUAUUUAACAUGCAGGCGGUGGUGCCGCUGGCCAGUGUUAUAGUGAAGGAGUCUCUGAGUGAGGAGGACUUGCUGAACUGCCAGAAAACCAUUUAUAACCUGGUGGAUAUGGAACGAAAAAACGACCCCCUUCCCAUCUCCACAGCUGGAACCAGAGGGAAAGGCCCAAAGAGGGAUGAGCAGUAUCGCAUCAUGUGGAACGAGCUGGAAACGCUGGUUCGGGCGCAUGUGAGUGGGUCUGAGCGGCACCAGCGGGUGAUGGAGUGUCUCAUGGCGUGCAGGAGUAAACCCCCCGAGGAAGAGGAGCGCAAGAAACGAGGAAGGAAAAGAGAGGACAAGGAGGAGAAAGGGGAGAAGCUCAACAAGGACCAUGAACAUGACAAAAAGGGGCAGGAAUCAGAGCGGAUCAAAUCUGUCUUGGACCGAGAGAAAGAGGAUUUAGCUGAGGCCGAGGUGAUCAAAGACUCCCCAGAUUCCCCCGAGCCCCCCAACAAGAAGCCGCACAUUGUGAUUGAGGACACGGGUCCUGCAGAGAAAUCUAAAGGCCCCAUGUCCUUGUUGUCUUUAUGGAGCUCGCGGAUCAACACGGCCAAUUCGAGGAAACACCAGGAGUUCGUCGGGCGCCUGAACUCUGUAAAUAACAAGGCUGAGUUAUAUCAGCAUCUCAAGGAGGAGAAUGGGGGGGAGGGCGUGGAGAACGGCAAGGCGAGUCGCCAGUGAUGCGUCGGUGGGAUCCAUUGGGUUCUGGACAUUUCAAUGAAUUCACGAAUAUUCAGGACACAUUGUAGAGAAAUAUCUUUUUCUUUUUUCUUUUUUUAUAUAGAAUCUUGUUCAGACCCACGAGCUGCUCUGUGUGGGCCACGGAGAGGUUCUGUCGGUGAUGAAUGAAUGAAAUUUUAAUACAGUAACUUCCUUCCACUUUCCUGUGUUUGUCACUUUGUUCUGUCGCUGGAGAUUAAAAAUGUUUCUUUGGUA
Molecule: messenger RNA, 2644 nt
Organism: Xenopus laevis (African clawed frog)
Lineage: Eukaryota; Metazoa; Chordata; Amphibia; Anura; Pipidae
Gene: ints13.S
Product: integrator complex subunit 13 S homeolog
Exons: 18
Coding region: 266-2389 (707 amino acids)
Biological process (GO): centrosome localization; regulation of mitotic cell cycle
Cellular component (GO): nucleus; cytoplasm; integrator complex
Source: RefSeq, a predicted model, not a curated record